This is a messenger RNA of Wyeomyia smithii (pitcher-plant mosquito), 1855 nucleotides long. It is a transcript of the gene Gr63a, whose product is annotated as gustatory and odorant receptor 24. The transcript is spliced from 7 exons. Gene Ontology annotation, biological process: sensory perception of taste. The record is from RefSeq and is a predicted model, not a curated record. Gene Ontology annotation, cellular component: neuronal cell body; dendrite; membrane. The coding region runs from base 337 to 1680 and encodes 447 amino acids. Gene Ontology annotation, molecular function: sweet taste receptor activity. Lineage: Eukaryota; Metazoa; Arthropoda; Insecta; Diptera; Culicidae.
CAAAAGCGUACAGUUGAAAAUAAAAAUUAAAAUGAAAGUACAUUAUCCAGUCAAAACUUUCUGCAUUACAUAAAUUGGAGUAACUUUUGGCAUGAUCAAAAUGUGUAAAAAGUAUUGUAAAGUGUCACACAACCCCAUGAUAACGGCUGCAGUCGAAGUUCAGAAUUCAUUCUUAAUCCCUUGAAACUAUGACUAAACUUCUUUCAGCUGGCUGUAAAAGUUUUUGCGGACAUGUAAAACUGGGUUUCAAGUACUAUUUCAGAGCAGACAGGAGGCCACUUCGCAACAGAAUCCUUCGUCGUGUCAAGCCAAGUACAAGUGCGAUUACAAUUGAACAUGAGUUUGUACUUCAACCAGGAGUCGCUGCAGUAUGUCGAGAUGGAACCGGAGCAAAAGCACCAGGUUAGAUUUUUGAAUGUGGCCCCGGCAUUCCAGGAUGAACCAAACGCUCGACCCUACCGUGGAUUUAAUAAUCGGAUUGGCUUUCCACCGGAAGCCAGGCAAACUGCUUUUGGUGUCAGGGAUAUUGAAUUGAAAUCAGACAUCGUGUAUGAAAAUUCUAAACCAAUUUACAGUGUGUUGCGUCUUUUGGGGGUGUUACCCUUAACAAGACCCAAAACGGGAGUUACAAUGUUUGCUUGUGCAAGUCCAUCGAUGGCUUAUUGUGCUUUUUUAUUAGUUUUGCUGGGGGCCUACGUCACCUUCAUUUUGAUAGGCCGAAUCCACAUGGUUCGCACGCUCGAGGGUCGUUUCGAGGAGGCCGUCAUUGCGUACCUUUUCAUCGUCAAUGCUCUACCGCUGUUGAUUAUUCCGAUGAUGUGGUAUGAAAGCCGGAAGGUCGCAGAUUUACUGAAUGAUUGGGUCGAUUUUGAAGUUUUAUACCGUAAAACGGCUGGCAGCGAUUUGCCGUUAGAGCUUAAGACAAAGUCGCUGUUGAUUGCGGUCCUGCUACCACUGAUGUCCUGCGCUGCCGUUGCUAUCACUCACGUAACGAUGGUGGAAUUUGAGUUGAUCCAGGUCACUCUUUACUGUAUUCUGGAUACGCUAAUCUACAUGAUGGGUGGUUAUUGGUAUAUGACUUGUGAAACUCUCAGCACGACCGCUAAUAUUCUAGCUGAGGAUUUUCAAAAGGCUCUGAGACACGUCGGACCGGCUGCGAUGGUGUCUGAUUAUCGUUCGUUGUGGCUGCGCUUGAGUAAACUUGCUCGAAAUACAGGAUUUGCGACCUGUUACACCUUCACCUUCAUCUGUCUGUAUUUGUUUUUCAUCAUUACUCUAUCGAUCUAUGGCUUGCUAUCGCAGAUAUCCGAUGGAUUCGGAAUCAAAGAUAUCGGACUAGCGGUAACCGCUUUCUGUAGCAUCGGUCUGCUUUUCUUCAUUUGUGACGAAGCUCACUACGCGUCGUUCAAUGUGAGAACAAACUUUCAGAAAAAGUUGCUGAUGGUGGAACUCAGCUGGAUGAAUUCGGACGCCCAGACGGAGAUCAACAUGUUUCUGCGGGCAACGGAGAUGAACCCGUCCAGCAUCAAUCUCGGAGGGUUUUUCGAUGUCAACAGGACUUUGUUCAAAUCGCUCCUCGCCACCAUGGUUACAUAUUUGGUUGUCCUGCUGCAGUUCCAGAUUAGCAUUCCCGAUGAUCCAAGCUCGAUUUUGGUACAAAAUUUAACUUCUCAUAAGUGAAAUGUGUUUCCUUGCCGAAUAUUAUCCCUCUACUGAACUUCACAAGUUUUGCAAAUCAAAGUCGUGAAUAUCAAAACAAUUGAAAAAAUGAACAUUGGAAGGUUAUUAACUGAUUAACUUAUUUUCAGCUUUUCGUGAAAUUUAAAAUCAGCAAUAUCCAAUUUAAAAUAAAAUC